CUAAAGAGUAAAGGAGGGGGGUUAAAAAUACCAUCAUAAUAAGUAGUAUGACUGGAGUGCUCUGCAAAUUAACUCAAUUAGACAAAGUCUGAUUUAACGGGGGAAAGAGGGUGAGAAGCGCUACCCUCAUUAAAUCCGGCUGUUAGAGGCGUUUUCUAAUAAAAUUAAAUUCGUUUUAGUUGUUUGGAUCACAUAAAACAGGCUGCAUGUGCAUGUACACACGUGCAUAUGCGUGGGUUCUGUGAUUUUGUGGGUAUUUUUUAGAGGAGAGGAGCAGACCGCAAAACAAAAAUAUACGAAAAACAAAAACAACCAAAAAUAAAAAACUGAGUGAAUGCUCAAGAGCCCGAGUGGAAGACAAGAAGAAAGCAGGAUAGAAGGAGUGGAAAGCGAGAGACCGUGCUCCUGAUUAUAAAGCCAUGAGCCCUCUUUGGUGGGCGCUUCUGCUCAGCUGCCUGGGCUGCGGGCUCCCGCCCAGGGCCCGGGCGCAGUUCCCCCGGGUCUGCAUGACGGUGGCCAGCCUGGCGUCCAAGGAGUGCUGCCCGCCCCUGGGUGCGGAGCCGGCAAACGUCUGCGGCUCUCAGGAGGGCCGCGGCCGCUGCUCGGAGGCGCGGGCCGACACCAGGCCCUGGGGCGGGCCUUACUUCCUGAGGAACCAGGACGACCGCGAGCGGUGGCCACGGAAGUUCUUCAACCGGACCUGCAACUGCACAGGAAACUUUGCUGGCUAUAACUGUGGAGACUGCAAGUUUGGCUGGACCGGCCCCGACUGCGAUCAGAAGAAACCACUGGUUAUUCGAAAGAACAUUCAUUCUUUGACUCCUCAGGAGAGGGAGCAGUUCUUGGGUGCCUUAGACCUUGCGAAGAACACCACACACCCGGACUACGUGAUCACUACGCAACACUGGCUGACUCUGCUUGGGCCCAAUGGGACUCAGCCACAGAUCGCCAACUGCAGCAUUUAUGAUUUCUUUGUGUGGCUCCAUUACUAUUCUGUUAGAGAUACAUUAUUAGGACCAGGGCACCCAUACAAGGCCAUUGAUUUCUCACACCAAGGACCUGCCUUUGUCACCUGGCACCGGUAUCAUUUGUUGUGGCUGGAAAGAGAUCUCCAGCGACUUAUUGGCAACGAGUCCUUUGCUUUGCCCUACUGGAAUUUUGCCACUGGGAGGAACGAGUGUGACGUGUGUACAGACCAACUGCUUGGGGCAGCAAGACAAGAUGAUCCGACUCUGAUUAGUCAGAACUCAAGAUUCUCCAGCUGGGAAAUUGUCUGUGAUAGCUUAGAUGACUACAACCGCCGGGUCACUCUGUGUAAUGGAACCUAUGAAGGUUUGUUGAGAAGAAAUCAAGUGGGAAGAAAUGGUGAGAAGUUGCCAUCCUUAAAAGAUGUACAAAAUUGUCUGUCUCUCAACAAGUUUGACAACCCUCCUUUCUUCCAGAACUCCACCUUGAGCUUCAGGAAUGCCCUGGAGGGGUUUAAUAAAGCAGAUGGGACCCUGGACUCUCAAGUGAUGAACCUUCAUAAUUUGGUUCACUCUUUCCUGAACGGGACAAAUGCUUUUCCACAUUCUGCUGCCAAUGAUCCUGUUUUUGUGGUCCUCCAUUCCUUUACUGAUGCCAUUUUUGAUGAGUGGAUGAGAAGAUUUAAUCCUUCUGUAGAUGCUUGGCCUCAGGAGCUGGCACCCAUUGGUCACAACCGGAUGUACAACAUGGUUCCUUUCUUUCCUUCGGUGACUAAUCAGGAAUUCUUUAAAACCGCAGACCAGCUUGGCUACAACUACGCCAUUGACCUGCCAGUUGAAGAAACUCCAAGUUCUACCACGACUCUCCCAGUGGUUAUGGGAACGCUGGCAGCUUUGGUUGCCCUUUUGGCGCUGCUGGCUUUCCUUCAGUACAGAAGACUUCGCAAAGGAUAUGCACCCUUAAUGGAGACACAUUUAAACAACAAAAGAUACACAGAAGAAGCCUACGGUGCUCACGCCUUACCCUAGAGAAGAGGCCAGCCAAGCUGUGGUGGGAGCCUGACGACAAACUAACCCUCCCUGUUCUUCCUUUCGCUGACGGUCUUUGGCACAGCUCAUUCCAUUGUGGUGAUGAUCCCAGAUACAGAUGCUUUGCUGUAGUUUCUGGUUUGCUUUUUGUGUGUAACAGACUCAAGCUGACGUGCUUGAGGCCAUCUCUACCCUCAAACAAAGGUAGAGCUAAGAUUAAUGGUAUCUCAUAAUAGUUCCCCAUAUUGAUUAAGUCUCCUCAUGUUUUGAGAAUAUAUAUAUAUAAAAGUUGAUAGUGUGGAUUCAUUGUAAUUUGCAUGUUAAUGUAAUUUGUGACUUGAAUAAGAUUAUGGUUCAGUCUUUCUUAGCUCAAGUGCCUCCAUUUGUAAUGGGGUGGGGGUAGGCCGGCAGGCGCUUCAAUGGUCUCUAAGCUCCCUUUCAGCUAUAAAUACCUAUGCUUUUAGGGGCCUUUCUGAUUAUCUUUUUGAGGCUUCCUUUUCUUUUUUCUGUCUUUUCCUCUUCAGCCUUUAAAAUGGUCAUGAGGAUGAAAAUAUGCCUUAUUUCCCAAGUAGGAUAGAGAAUAAAUGAAUGAGUGAAUGAGCAAUUUGGUUCUUUUAUAAAUUAGACUUUGCUAAACUUAUCAAAAGUCUGAAGUUCUUAACAGUAGAUAUAUCACGAGAUUCAAUAGCUGGAUAAACGAAUUCUACAGUGAUAAAUAAGUGGGUGCGGGAUUAAAUUAUAGAGCUUUCUAGUUAACUAAUAUGCAGUUUCAACAUAUUAUCAAGAAUAGAAUCCCUCUUUCCGGGAAAGGCUGACUGAAGAAGGCUGCUGAGGCUAUAAUCCUGACGAUGAAAACAGUUUGAUCUGAGCUCCAUUGCUCUGAGGUCUCGUUUGACUGACCCUGAACCAAAUUCCUUUGCUAGGUAGCCUCAUAUGGAAAAUUUUUCACUUAAAAUGCAUUUGGCUUGUUUUAAAGAGUUGACUUUGGAUUCACUAAUGCUGCACUGUACUGACAGUUACUUAUUGAAUGCUAAUCAAUUAAGUCUUAUCAUUUAAAGCAAACCAUGUAUACAAAAUAUAACACUUCAGAAUUAAAUGGUUAUGUCCCACUAAGUAAUCAUCAGAUCAUGAGAGAGAAGAAUGAGGCAUUUUUUACUAAGAUGUUUAGACUUAGCAAUAUGAUCCCACUUCUGAGCAGAAGUUAACAGCUCUUAAGAUUUCAUCUGCUCAUAUCUGGUAUCUGUGCAUCUGGGGUGAGGCCAAAGUUCUAGAGGGUGGCCUGUCUGUGUGCUCAUUUCAGCCCCUCUCUGGAAUGGAUGUGUGUAAAGAGUGGGUGUUAAGAGGACCCUGGAGCUGCCUUCUACUUACGGGGGCCUAGAAGGUGCAAGAUUCACCAACACCCAGUGUUGCUCACUGGAAUAGAACUGAGAAAGCCAGGGAAAUGGACAAGGCCCAGUCUGAACUGAAUUUGAGUCUCAUAAAGAUACAGGUAUAUUUGAGAGUAAGAAUCAAGGUAGCCCAGAAUUCUUCAUGGGGGGAACCCCUGCUGGGACUUUUUUUAGCCACAGCUACAUCUGAAUUCCUGCCUUUAACAGUGCUCAUAGAAAAUUCAACAAUGUUUCAUUAACAUGCUCCACUUUUACAGUUUAUGCUCUUGACUCAGGGCUGUUGUAGAACACAUUCUUACAUCCAAUUUUCAAACCAAAUGAGAUCUAUAUUAAAAUGAAGAUAUAGUUGUGUGUGGUAGGAUGUUCCUGAAAAGUUGUGUAUAAAUCAAUUAUACAUUAAAUCACCAGGGGAAAUUAGUUUUUAUAGGUGAACUAUUAUGAAUAAUCCUAUAAAGCAAAUAACCACCUCUAGCUUCUAUUUCAGGUAUAUCAGAAUUUUCAUACAUCAUGUUCUCCUAAGAUUUGAUUAAAGCAAGAUCUAUCUGAGGUAGAAGUAAAGAGUAGUCAUUUAUACUUAGCUACUUUUAUCUGUAGUGCUGAACCUUAUUAUAAAUGUUGUAUUUUAUAAUGUUUUCCUGAAAGAAAUAAUUUCCUAAUUUUAUAGUUCAUAUAAGAGGAAUAAAAUUUUCUAAUAUUACAAUAAAUCAAUGAUGAAUGCCUUUUAACAAAUUUAAAGGUAGAACAAACCUGUAGAAUAAAAAAGUUAGUAUUUACGUACAUUGAAUAUUAUGCAAAUAAAACUCAGAAAAUAUCACCAAGCACUGUAGGGCUGUACUUCUCAAUGAUAGGGGAAACAAAUUCAACCUUGAAAUUGAGUAGGUAAUUUUAUAUGCUAUAUCCUUAGUGUUAGAAAAAUUAUAUGUAUAUGAAUUAUGAUUUCAAAAGAAAUGUUUUUAUAAAUCUAAUAUAGAAGUAAGAUGAAAUCCAAUAACAUCUUUCUUUUGUGAAUUAAUUUCUCCUCUAAUUCUAAAAUUCUUUAACAUUAGUUUGUGUCUUGCUUAGAAUUUAACAUUGUUAAUUAUAAUAAUCCUAACAACUAAUUUUACAAGAAGUAGAAAACUUAGUAAAGAAGAAAAUAAAAAUAAAUGUUGUUUUGCAGAUUAUUGUU
Molecule: messenger RNA, 4550 nt
Organism: Miniopterus natalensis
Lineage: Eukaryota; Metazoa; Chordata; Mammalia; Chiroptera; Miniopteridae
Gene: DCT
Product: dopachrome tautomerase
Biological process (GO): developmental pigmentation; melanin biosynthetic process from tyrosine; ventricular zone neuroblast division
Cellular component (GO): melanosome
Molecular function (GO): dopachrome isomerase activity; oxidoreductase activity
Source: RefSeq, a predicted model, not a curated record